This is a messenger RNA of Pygocentrus nattereri (red-bellied piranha), 3046 nucleotides long. Its product is annotated as fibroblast activation protein, alpha. The transcript is spliced from 25 exons. The record is from RefSeq and is a predicted model, not a curated record. Gene Ontology annotation, biological process: proteolysis. Lineage: Eukaryota; Metazoa; Chordata; Actinopteri; Characiformes; Serrasalmidae. Bases 296 to 2548 code for a protein of 750 amino acids. Gene Ontology annotation, molecular function: serine-type endopeptidase activity; dipeptidyl-peptidase activity.
GCUGAGCCAUGCGGUCACAUGCUGAAUGAGCUCGGACUCCGCUGCCCUCUGAGAGCUGCGAAGAGCAGUGAGGAGCAGUGAGGAGCCUCAGCGCUGCCGCAUCCUCUGCUUCAAUGAUCCAGCGCAGGCAGAACGGGCUUAACUGGGGAAGUAGCUGGAAAAGCGCCGCGCCUUCCAGGACUGAGAGAAGAGCAGCGCUGAGGAAAUGAUCUGAGAGCAGAGAAACUGAGAAAGUAAGAAACUCCAGCGCGCCGUUCUUCAACACUGGAGGCAGCUUUAACUCUUCAGCGCGAAAAUGGGCUGCAGUAAGGUGUGUGUAGCCACAGUUGGAGCAGCUGUCGUCAUCACACUCAUAGCUGUGCCAACAGCCAUUUAUGUCCACAGGAGUGACUCUGGUUCAAAAAGGACUUACACAUUUGAUGACUUUUAUAAUGAUACUAUUAGGUACCAGACAUACAGUCUGCGGUGGAUUUCAGACAAUGAAUACCUCCAUAAAAGCAAAGAUGGCAACGUGUAUCUGCAUAAUGUGGAGACAAUGGCAAGCUCAUUAUACUUGAGCAACUCAACAUUUGCUGAAGUGGAUGCCUCAGGUUACAUAGUGUCUGCUGAUAGGAAAUUCAUCUGUUUUGAGAGCAAUUAUUCAAAGCAAUGGAGACACUCCUACACUGCCUCAUACUCCAUAUACAAUAUGGAGACUCAGGCUUUCGUCACACCUGUUCACAUCCCUCAAGUCAUCCAGUUAUUAAUGUGGGCCCCUGUGGAAAACAAGCUGGCUUAUGUAUGGGAUUAUAACAUUUACCUCAAAUUGAAUGCCACUGCUGAGCCCAUACAGAUAACCCAGGAUGGAAAAAUCAAUCAAAUUCUCAAUGGAGUUCCAGACUGGGCGUACGAAGAGGAGGUGUUUGUGUCAAAUGAGGGGAUGUGGUGGUCUCCCACAGCAAAGUACCUAGCUUAUGUGCAGAUUAAUGACACAGAUGUGCACGCAAUUGAGUACUCUAUGUAUGGAAAUGGACAGUAUCCCAUUACCAUGAUAGUGCCGUACCCCAAGGCCGGCUCCAACAUUCCAAAAGCAAGGCUGUUUGUUGUUCAUGCCGCAAAUCCAUCCAUUCGCUCAGAGGUGGUGGUGCCAAAAAGCAUUGGGGCAGGUGAUCACUACCUGAGUUCAGUAACGUGGGUGACUGAUGAGCGCAUUGCUGUGCAGUGGCUGACUAGAAGACAGGAUCAGGUUCUUCUGCAGCUCUAUGACUAUGAUGGAACCAGCUGGAAGGAAAACAUAAAAUUUGAACAGAAGAGUAAAACAGGCUGGGUUGGUCGGUACAACCCGCUGACUCCUUACUUUGCCGCAGACAACAGUAGUUUCUACAAGGUGAUGAGUGAUCCAAAGGGCUACAAACAUCUCCACUAUGUGAAAGGUGGGAAAGCUGUAGCGAUAACUUCUGGCAAAUGGGAAGUCAUUUACAUUUCAAAAUUAACUAAAGAUGCCAUCUACUAUGUGAGUAAUGAGCACAUGGGAAGACCAGGGCAGAGAAACCUUUACAAGAUAUCCUUCAGCAGCAGUGGUCACUCUGCCCCUGAAUGCCUCACCUGCUUUCUCUACAAGGACAGGUGUCAGUUCAAUUCAGCGUACUUCAGCCAAAACGCCUCCUACUUCCGCAUGGACUGCUACGGACCAGGACUGCCACUCUUUACUCUUAUGGAUAACCGAGGAGUUCGUAAAGAAAUUCAGGUACUUGAAGACAACAAGAAACUGGAACAGAUUCUGGCCACAGAAAUCCAAAUGCCAACUAUAAAACGUGCCACACUAAAGAUAUCAGGAUUUGAUUUCUGGUACCAGAUGAUGUUCCCUCCAAAUUUUGACACAUCCAAAAAAUACCCUCUUCUGAUCCAAGUCUAUGCAGGUCCAGCAAGUCAGUAUGUGGACUACAAGUUCAGGUUGGAGUGGGCCACUUACCUCUGCAGCACAGAGGACGUCAUCAUCGCCAGCUUUGAUGGAAGAGGAAGUGGUUUCCAAGGCGAUGAAAUAAUGCAUGCCAUAUACGAAAGGUUGGGCACGUAUGAGGUGGAAGAUCAGAUCUCAGCGGUGAGGAAAUUCAUCGACAUGGGCUUUAUAGACAAGGAGAGAAUUGGAAUGUGGGGAUGGUCAUAUGGUGGCUAUGUGACCUCCAUGGUUCUGGGAUCAGGGAGCGGCCUGUUUAAAUGUGGAAUCGCUGUGGCUCCCGUUUCCAAGUGGGAAUAUUAUGAUGCUGUGUACACUGAAAGGUACAUGCACGGUCCUGAGGAGAAUGCUGACAGCUAUAACAAUUCCACCGUAACAGGCAGAGCGAAGAAUUUUAAAUCAGUGCAAUACUUGCUGGUGCAUGGCACUGCAGAUGAUAAUGUCCAUUUCCAGCAAGCUGCUCAGAUCUCUAAAGCACUGGUGGAGCAGCAGGUGGACUUUGAGGCCAUGUGGUACACAGAUAAAGACCACAGCCUGUCUGGCAAAGCCCGCUACCACCUCUAUAAACACCUGAGUCACUUUCUUCAGAAGUGCUAUGCUGAGAAGAAAUAGAUCAUCACAGAUGUCAGAAGAUGUUUGUAUUGACCUUGAACUGUGUAACAAACAUGUAUAUAACUUAUGUGGAAAUGUUACAAAUGUACAAACUGAGACUUGGAAUGCUGUGUACAUGCAGCCGUUUUUAGGAUAUGAUUAUUUUUUUCCUCUGUUUGGCUGCUAUUCUGUAUCCUCUUGCUGGAUGUUGAUGAAGCCAAACAAGUGUGUUAUUUGUGUGUAGCAUUUGCAUGUUUGUUUUUUAAUAUGUAUAAAGAAUAUUACAGCGUUACAGAAAAUGUGACAUUGUUUGUGAUGUCUGGUUAUUUCAGGGUUUUCUUGCACUGAACUCAAUGUGUAGCCUGAAGACUUCAGUAUGAUCUGCAUAUCGGUUUGAAAGUAAUGAUUGAGCUAUUCUGAAGAAAGUGCUUCUGAUACAUUUGUGGUAUUGGAAUGCAAAGUGUAACUCUAUAUAGGUGUUUGCAAAUAUCCAAAUAAAUGAUGAGACAAAACAUUUCA